GGGGCGGGCGGGCGCCGAGCGCGGCGCGGGCGGGCCGGCUGACGGAGGAGCGAGCGGGCCGGCCGGGGAUGCCGCUCGGGGCUCAGCGGUCCUCGUGUCAGUGAGCGCCGCGCACCGCCGCAGCCAUGACGGUGGAGUUCGAGGAGUGCAUCAAGGACUCGCCGCGCUUCAGGGCUACUAUUGACGAGGUGGAAACAGACGUGGUGGAGAUCGAGGCAAAACUAGACAAGCUGGUCAAGCUGUGCAGUGGCAUGAUCGAAGCUGGCAAGGCCUAUGUCACGACCAACAGGCUCUUCGUGAGUGGUGUUCGAGACCUGUCCCAGCAGUGCCAGGGCGACACCGUCAUCUCGGAAUGUCUGCAGAGGUUUGGAGACAGCCUGCAGGAGAUGGUCAACUACCACAUGAUCCUGUUUGACCAGGCCCAGAGGUCUGUGCGGCAGCAACUGCACAACUUCGUCAAAGAGGACGUGCGGAAAUUCAAGGAGACCAAGAAACAGUUUGACAAAGUUCGGGAGGACAUGGAGCUGUCCCUCGUGAGGAAUGCCCAGGCCCCACGGCACCGGCCCCACGAGGUGGAGGAGGCCACAGGUGCCUUGACCCUCACCCGGAAGUGUUUCCGUCACCUGGCACUAGACUAUGUGCUCCAGAUCAACGUACUCCAGGCCAAGAAGAAGUUUGAGAUCUUGGAUUCUAUGCUGUCCUUCAUGCACGCCCAGCACAGCUUCUUCCAGCAGGGCUAUAGCCUGCUGCACCAGCUGGACCCCUACAUGAAGAAGCUGGCAGCCGAGCUAGACCAGCUGGUGAUCGACUCGGCAGUGGAAAAGCGUGAGAUGGAGCGAAAGCAUGCUGCCAUCCAGCAGCGGACGCUGCUGCAGGACUUCUCCUACGAUGAGCCCAAAGUGGAGUUUGAUGUGGACGCGCCCAGCGGUGUGGUGAUGGAGGGCUACCUCUUCAAGAGGGCCAGUAAUGCCUUCAAGACGUGGAACCGGCGCUGGUUCUCCAUCCAGAACAGCCAGCUGGUCUACCAGAAGAAACUCAAGGACGUGCUCACCGUGGUGGUGGAUGACCUCCGUCUGUGCUCCGUGAAGCCAUGUGAGGACAUCGAACGGAGGUUCUGUUUUGAGGUCGUGUCACCCACCAAGAGCUGCAUGCUGCAGGCCGACUCAGAGAAGCUGCGGCAGGCCUGGGUUCAAGCUGUGCAGGCCAGCAUCGCCUCUGCCUACCGGGAGAGCCCGGACAGCUGCUACAGUGAGAGGCUGGACCGCACGGCGUCUCCGUCCACGAGCAGCAUCGACUCUGCUACGGACUCGCGGGAGCGCAGCGUCAAGGGCGAGAGCGUGCUGCAGCGUGUGCAGAACGUGGCUGGCAAUAGCCAGUGUGGGGACUGUGGCCAGCCGGAUCCCCGCUGGGCCAGCAUCAACCUGGGGGUGCUGCUCUGCAUCGAGUGCUCCGGCAUCCACAGGAGCCUGGGUGUCCACUGCUCCAAGGUGCGGUCCCUGACCCUGGACUCAUGGGAGCCAGAGCUGCUGAAGCUGAUGUGUGAGCUUGGAAACAGCACCGUGAACCAGAUCUACGAGGCUCAGUGUGAGGGGCCAGGUGGCAGGAAGCCCACAGCCAGCAGCCCUAGGCAGGACAAGGAGGCCUGGAUCAAGGACAAGUAUGUGGAAAAGAAGUUCCUGCGGAAGCCACCGUCUGCACCAGCCCGGGACGUCCCCCGGCCCUGGAGGGCGCAAAAGUGCCAGCGCCACCACAGCUCCCCCCGGGUCCCUGCUGCCCGCCGCAAGGUCCGGCUGGAGCCCAUCCUGCCCUCUGUGGCUGCUCUGUCCUCAGCAGGUGCUGUGGAGCGCAAGUUCCGGAGGGACUCUCUCUUCUGCCCGGAUGAGCUGGACUCCCUCUUCUCCUACUUCGAUGCUGGAGCUGCUGCAGCCGGUCCACGGAGUCUGAGCAGCGACAGUGGCUUAGGAGGCAGCUCUGAUGGCAGCUCUGACGUUCUAGCCUUUGGCGGAGGCUCUGUUGUGGACAGCGUCACUGAGGAGGAGGGUGCAGAGUCGGAGGAGUCCAGCGGGGAGGCGGAUGGAGAAGCAGAGGCCUGGGGUCUGGCGGACGUGCGCGAGCUGCACCCUGGUCUACUGGCGCACCGAGCGGCGCGAACCCGAGACCUCCGAGCGCUGGCCAUGGCGCUGGCGCACGGGGCAGAGGUCAACUGGGCCGACGCGGAGGACGAGGGCAAGACGCCUUUGGUGCAGGCUGUGCUGGGGGGCUCCUUGAUUGUCUGUGAAUUCCUUCUGCAAAACGGAGCAGACGUGAACCAAAGAGACAGCCGGGGCAGGGCGCCGCUGCACCACGCCACACUCCUGGGACGCACAGGUCAGGUCUGCCUGUUCUUGAAGCGGGGGGCCGACCAGCACGCCUUGGACCACAAGCAGCAGGACCCACUGAGCAUCGCGAUCCAGGAGGCAAACGCGGACAUCGUCACUUUGCUCCGGCUGGCCCGCAUGGCUGAGGAGAUGCGAGAGGCGGAGGCGCCCCCGGGCCAGCCGGGCCCCCUGGCGGGCAGCAGCCCCACGGAGCUCCAGUACCGCAGGUGCAUCCAGGAGUUCAUCAGCCUCCACCUGGAGGAGAGCUAGGGCGGCCAGGCCCCUGCCCUGCCCGGGACGCCCCGGCCAUUCCCUGGAGCCCCAGCUGCCUGCUCUGCCCUCCCGGGAGCUGCCCGACCCCCAGGGCCGUGAGAGGGACCCCAGCACGGGGUCUUCUGAAGCCCCACGUUUCCCCCUGGGAGGUGCUGCAUCAUCUGAUGCCCCUCGCCGCACCCGGGGACCCUCCGUCUUCAGGUGGCCCCUUCCUCGGGAGCCCGGGUCGCUCAUGUCACAAACCAC
Herpailurus yagouaroundi (jaguarundi) is the source of this 2876-nucleotide messenger RNA. RefSeq names its product ArfGAP with coiled-coil, ankyrin repeat and PH domains 3 (gene ACAP3). The record is from RefSeq and is a predicted model, not a curated record. The transcript is spliced from 24 exons. Gene Ontology annotation, molecular function: GTPase activator activity; protein binding. Bases 126 to 2627 code for a protein of 833 amino acids. Gene Ontology annotation, cellular component: cytoplasm. Lineage: Eukaryota; Metazoa; Chordata; Mammalia; Carnivora; Felidae.